Messenger RNA from Carassius gibelio (silver crucian carp), 1425 nucleotides. Its product is annotated as complement decay-accelerating factor. Lineage: Eukaryota; Metazoa; Chordata; Actinopteri; Cypriniformes; Cyprinidae. The record is from RefSeq and is a predicted model, not a curated record. The transcript has 13 exons. Bases 233 to 1213 code for a protein of 326 amino acids.
AGUGAACCACUAGAUCCUCUUCAGACGUUCAGUCGUAGUACACGCCAAUAUACGAAGCGUUUUUUCCUUUUAAUUUGCCCGUUUUUCUUUUCCUUUGCAGCGGGAAAGUGACAAAUUAAGAUAAUAUGUGGAAUAGUUUGUCCGUGUAACUUAUUUAAUCUGUUGACUUCUUCUGUCUGUUGUUGUAUAUUUGACAAGUGUUUGUUGCUGAACAAAAUAUAUUCUAAUAACGAUGACAAGUGUGAAGGCUUGGUCACUGCUUCUACUGCCGUUUUCUCUGGUCUCUAUGGGGAAAGCAGAGUGUCCAGUUCCUUCUAUGAAUGGCAAAUUUGUCUUGUCACUGGAAUCCAUACUGAAGAAUAGCUUCGCAGACGAUUCAGAAGCGCUUUUGGAGUGUGCUAAAGGAUAUGAGAGAGAUAAAGGUCCAACUUCAAUUACCUGUGUGAACGGGGUCUGGAGUGAAGUGAAAUUAAUCUGCAAAAAGGUAGAUUGUGGACAACCUAAACCUUCACCACAUAUGACCUACUCCAUCCGUGAUGGAACAUUGUUUGGUGCCUACAUACAACCCGUAUGUGAGACAGGAUAUGAUCUGGAAGGAUCAAGCCACAGGCAAUGUCUUGUUUCUGGCUGGAGUGGAAAAGCUGAAUGUAUAUUGUCAGAAUGCGAUUUUCCUGAUCCAAUUGAGCAUGGAGAGAGGUUUGGACCCGAGAAUCCUGUGUUUAAUGAUGUCAUUACAUAUUCGUGCAAUGAUAACUACACCCUCGUUGGCAACAGCUCCAUUACAUGUGGUGAAUACGGGGAGUAUAGUUCACCGCCUCCGAUAUGCAUUGUCAUGACAACACCGACAGAAGCAAGCACUACCACAAACAAAGCCACAACAACAGACACAACAACAGUCUCCACCCGUUCACAUGAAGGAGAGGAAGAAAUACUGGAGAAAAUAAUUAUCAUAACAUUGACAAAAGCAAGCACUACCACAAACAAAGCCACAACAAAAGCCUCCACCCGUUCACAUGGAAGAAUUGUAGAAAAGGACACUAAUGGCUCUUUAAGUUUCUUGGGGAUAGUUAUCGUUGCCGUUUUUGUUGCUGUUGUCAUUGUCGGUGCCGUUGCCGUUGCCUGCAUUUGUAAAUAUUCAAAACAAACAGGUUCAUACGAUACUGGUGAAGAACUGAGGGCAAAAGAAGAUUUAUUACUAAUUCAAAGUGUCUAAACUCAAGGGCAAUCAAUCGGACGGCUCCUUUGCUUUAGUGUUACUCUCCUGCACAUGGAUUCACUCAAAUUGAAACAUCUUUUUGUUCUAUUAUUUAAAUUAGGUAUUGUAUUUUGCUACAAAAUGUUUGGCUUUUACAAAUAUAUUACAGUAAUUGAUAGAAGCACCAGAUGAUAUUUUUGUAUAUUUGAAUAAAGAUUGUUUUUUAAGUA